AUGGAUAAAAUUUUGCAAUGGUCUAUUGCCCAGCAAUCGGGAGAUCAGGAAGCUAUAGAGAAAAUUGGCAAGCCAGAUCCUAAAAUGUUAGAACAAUUGUUCGGAGGCCCUGAUGAACCGACUUUGAUGAAACAAGCCAUAAUGGUUAUAGACAACGAGGAAGCAACAUUGGAGAACAAGGAGAUUGCGUUCGAUAAUUUUGAGAUGUUGAUCGAGAACAUGGAUAAUGCGAAUAAUAUUGAGAAUAUAAAGUUGUGGCCUUCUGUGAUCAAUAAGAUGUCAGCAGAGACCCCAACCUCUUUGAGGGUAUAUGCGGCAUCAUGUGCUGGUAUAGCGGUUCAAAAUAACCCUAAGUCGCAGGAAGCUUUCUUAAAGUACGACGGGUUGGCCCAGUUGAUCAAGAUUUGCAAUGAGGAAGAGGCGACAACUGAGCUUCGCUUGAAGGCCUUGUUUGCGAUUUCGUCAUUGAUCAGGAACUUUGAAGAGGGAUAUGCCAAGUUCGAUGAUCUUGACGGAUGGAGUGUCGUUAAGCUUAACGGAAACCAGGAUCACAAAGUCAAAUUAAGAAUCUUGUCAUUGGUGUCUGCGAUUUUGUCAACGCCUUUUGAUAAAAAGAAGGAAGAACAUGUUCACAAAGAAAAAUUGGUUGCAAACAUAAUUACUCUCUUGAGAAAGGAUGGACACGUCGGAUGUAUUGAUAAAGCAUUGAACAUAAUUUCUCAGUUGGCGUCCUCAAAUUUUGAAUUCACAUCUAAUGAAAUUGCUGAUAUAGCACAAGGAUUGGGAGAGAUUGAAGCAUUGAAGGAUAGAAUUUCAGAGGAUGAUUAUAAUUCGGUAAAGCAAGUAUCAAUUGAUCGCAUUGCAUAUAUAAUUUGA
Messenger RNA from Debaryomyces fabryi, 876 nucleotides. RefSeq lists its product as uncharacterized. Bases 1 to 876 code for a protein of 291 amino acids. The record is from RefSeq and is a predicted model, not a curated record. Lineage: Eukaryota; Fungi; Ascomycota; Pichiomycetes; Serinales; Debaryomycetaceae. The transcript has a single exon.